AUGGCGGAGAAGCAGGGCCGGGAGCCGGAGUGCCCUGUGUGCUGGAACCCCUUCAACAACACGUUCCACACCCCCAAAGUGCUGGACUGCUGCCACUCCUUCUGCCUGGAAUGCCUGGCCCACCUCAGCCUGGUGACUCCGGCCCGGCGCCGGCUGCUGUGUCCGCUCUGUCGCCAGCCCACUGUGCUGGCCUCUGGACAGCCUGUCACUGACUUGCCCACAGACACUGCCGUGCUCACCCUGCUCCACCUGGAGCCCCACCACAUCAUCUUGGAAGGCCGCCAGCUCUGUCUCAAAGAUGAGCCCAAGAGCCGCUGCUUCCUGCGCCAGCCCUGGGCCUACACGCUGGAACUCGGCCCCGGGCCUGGGAGCCAGACUGGGCCCCCCCGGGACGUGGCCCCUACCACCAGCCCCAGCCCCAUCCCCAGCCCCAACCACGACUCUCUGAGGGGGUGUUUCCGCAACCCGCAGUUCCGGAUCUUUGCCUACCUGCUGGCUGUCAUCCUCAGCAUCACUCUGUUGCUCAUCUUCUCCAUCUUCUGGACCAAGCAGUUUUUUGGGGGUGUGGGGUGA
Messenger RNA from Lipotes vexillifer (Yangtze River dolphin), 573 nucleotides. It is a transcript of the gene RNF183, whose product is annotated as ring finger protein 183. Gene Ontology annotation, cellular component: endoplasmic reticulum membrane. NCBI's taxonomy places the organism in Eukaryota, Metazoa, Chordata, Mammalia, Artiodactyla, Lipotidae. The transcript has a single exon. The record is from RefSeq and is a predicted model, not a curated record. Gene Ontology annotation, biological process: positive regulation of endoplasmic reticulum stress-induced intrinsic apoptotic signaling pathway; response to endoplasmic reticulum stress; protein ubiquitination. The coding region runs from base 1 to 573 and encodes 190 amino acids. Gene Ontology annotation, molecular function: ubiquitin protein ligase activity.